Messenger RNA from Macroventuria anomochaeta, 1648 nucleotides. RefSeq lists its product as uncharacterized. The coding region runs from base 315 to 1532 and encodes 405 amino acids. The record is from RefSeq and is a predicted model, not a curated record. The transcript has a single exon. NCBI's taxonomy places the organism in Eukaryota, Fungi, Ascomycota, Dothideomycetes, Pleosporales, Didymellaceae.
UGCUAACUCUGAAUCUCGUUUGUGUUUGCCUUCACUCAAGAUACGGACGCCAGUUGUGUUACCGGGCCGUGCCGACCGAGGAGUAGCUGCGCACCUACAGGUUUGUCCCUUUUCUCUUGCCCGCACAUUUCCCUCCCAACUGUGUGCGUCUUUUCCUUCACACAAGGUCCGCCCAAAGUAUCUUGCAACAGACCACUAGCAUAUGCAAAUACAUUUAGCACGGUCGCCUGCUGAGUCAACACGCAGUGGUCACAGCAUGAAACUCUGACACCGACCAACAAACAAUUAACGAAGUCACCAACCCCGGCACCAAUAUGAGCACAGCACCCGCAAGCCCUGCCGGCAACUCUCCGCUUCUUCAGCUCCCUCGCGAGUUACGCAACCAGAUCUAUGGAUACCUACUAGGCGCGGAAGUCAUCACGAUCCAAUGCGCCGUUACCAAAGCACCCAAGUCUCGCGUUGCCGUAGGUGGAGAAAUCGGCUUCUGCGAGGCUCUGUACCAGAAGCAUAAGCUUACUUACCCGCUAGCGCAUCGCAGUACGUGGGCUGUGCCGGUGAACAAUCUGGCAGUUCCUGCGGACGACUUUCAGCUCGACUCGUCAACUGUACAUAUGACCUACCAGAUUGAUCUCUCACUUCGAAAGACUAGCCCGCUAGCUCUGGAACUGCAGUUACUUGGGGUCUGCCAACAGCUUCACGCCGAGGUCGUUGAGGUUUUCUAUAGCAAGAAAACGUUCUCGUUCACAUCAGCUUUUGCGAUUCCAGCCGCUACCGCUUUUCUUGGAGACAGGUCAACGGACGCACUGGGCUCCGUGCGAUCUCUUGAACUCCGUCUGGAAGAGGCUCUUGGCUUCCCCCUCCUGGAGGGCGAUUACCCGAAAACAAACGAGUGGUCGGUAAUCCGAGAUACUUACGGCUACUAUCCAAGACUCUGUGAGCUGCUGGCUUCGCGCUGGGUCAGUCUCCGCAAGCUGUCGCUCAUCAUUGAAAGUCGCGCCAUGUACUAUCGCGGUACGCAGCCGCAAACCCUGCCAACAAUGAAGCAACUUUUUGAGGGCGGUUAUGAAGAAUCUCAUACAUCAUGGUCCAACCUUGAGCAGAGUACGUUAGCAUCGUGGAUACAUCCGCUUUUCAAGGUCACGGGACUCCGCGCUCUCUCAGUAUUUUGGUUCAUGACUUCACCGACUAUACAAAGAGAGUUGGACACGGUAUUACUGAUGGCCCAGCGGAUGUUGGGGGGACGAAAGCAAACAGAAGAUCUCGAUGAGCUUAUAUUCAGAAGUCACGUUGUGUCCAAGUUCUCCCAUAUAAUGGAAGGCUCCCUGGCUUGGUACAAUUCGGAUAUGAGGCUCUUGCGAUGGCAGGAAGACAACCCAGAAUACUAUCCAGACAGUUCGGUUCUGGAUCGCGCAAGUGAUGACAACAGCCAGCCGAUCGAUGCUCAUGUAUAUCAUUCGAUCGUGCAAACGAUGUUUGAGCGUUACAAUGCCUUCCGGAUUUGUCGCUUCGAACUUGAAGCUAGCGACGGAUAGGUGUGGGCAUGGUGUGAUUGAGUCAAAGCAGACGGUAUUUGAGACACAUCAGACGGACGAACAGUGCUUCAAACUUUAAUCAUAGGUAGAACUACCACCAUGGACAAGCAUAAAUC